Molecule: messenger RNA, 536 nt
Organism: Neurospora hispaniola
Lineage: Eukaryota; Fungi; Ascomycota; Sordariomycetes; Sordariales; Sordariaceae
Exons: 1
Coding region: 91-423 (110 amino acids)
Source: RefSeq, a predicted model, not a curated record
GGGGGGGGAGGAGAGAGAGAGAGACAGAGAGGUCCCGUCUGUCUGUCAAACGGAUGAUGCCUGUGCUUGCGUCGACUUUUUGACGGACUGAUGCUAGCGCGACAAGGAGUCCAGUCCCAACGUCUUUCGUGCCCUCGGCUGCUAAUGUCGAUAUGCUUGCUUGCUUGCUUGCACUGCCGCUCGUACAGUACAGCAGUUUGUAGGAGUAGCUGGUACCCGGAUAAGCGAGUUGUUACUCGUACUCGUUCUUUGUCCCAAGUCUUGCAAGUGUCCCGUCGACUCGGCAAACACUACAGACGAAGAGGAGGACAAACAAGGCCCAGGACGGCACGCGACGAGUACAUGGGCAUGGAGAUGGGGUACAUGAAUGAUGGAGAAGAAAUCAAAGUGAUGCUGGAUGGGGAAGGAGCAUGUAUCAUGUAAAAGUGAUUGAUGCGCGCGGGCGUGCGAAGGGGAAAGACACACGACGACGGGAUGCUGGGUGGUUGUGACGGGGACCUGGAUCGCUUUCUCGUGCAGGGCCGACUCGACUACGC